AUGGAGGUUCUCAAGCAACUCCUCGAGUACCUCCUCACACCCUCAGCCGAAAUCUUCAUCGUCGGCGCCCUCAUCGUCUUCCUGCUACCAACUAUCGUACACUUCUACAUCGUUCAAACUACGCCCUAUACAUCUCUCCCGUCCAUAUUACUUGCAGGACCUCCCGCCGGUGGCAAGACCUCUCUCCUCACCCUACUUGAGCGUGGCGACUCCGCUGCCGCAACGCACACCUCGCAGGUUCCCCAGUCCGUCGAACUUACCGUCUCCGACGAUCACGGCGCUACUACCUUUCGAGAAGCUGCACGCAUCGACGCCCCAGGCUCUCACCGCAAGUUUCUACUCGUCGACACCCCGGGCCAUGGAAAGCUGCGAAACCAGCAUGCCAUGACCCAUAUCGCCUCGAAUACCCUGCGGGGCAUCAUAUACGUGCUGGACGCCGCUAGUCUAGAUGACGGCUUAGCGGACGCGGCAUCCUUCUUAUACGACGUGCUCCUCGCACUACAGAAACGCACGGGCGCUGGGAAGACUUCAAAAGCACCCACCGCGAUCCAUGUCCUCAUCGCUGCGAACAAGCUGGACCUUUUCACAGCUUUGCCCGCCUCCCUUGUCAAAAGCAACCUCGAGGCCGAACUUGGCCGGAUAAGACAGUCCCGGAGCAAAGGGCUGCUAGAUUCAGGGGUUGGCGUGGAUGAGGUCGGGUCUGAGGAACAGGACGAUUGGCUGGGCCAAUACGGCUCCGAGAAGUUUUCGUUCGGUCAGAUGAGGGAGUUCGAUAUUGAAGUUGACGUGGUGGGCGGGAGCGUCCUUGAUGGCAAGGUAGACAAGUGGUGGGAUUGGAUAUCGGAAAGAAUCUAA
Molecule: messenger RNA, 855 nt
Organism: Daldinia childiae
Lineage: Eukaryota; Fungi; Ascomycota; Sordariomycetes; Xylariales; Hypoxylaceae
Product: Signal recognition particle receptor subunit beta
Exons: 1
Coding region: 1-855 (284 amino acids)
Source: RefSeq, a predicted model, not a curated record